AUGGGUGACUACUCGAAAGCACUUGAAUUUUACGAAAAAGCACAUCAAAUUUUCGAAAAAACUCUGCCUCCGAAUCAUCCCUCAUUGGCUAUUUCCUACAACAACAUCGGUCUAGUGUAUGAUAACAUGGGUGACUACUCGAAAGCACUUGAAUUUUACGAAAAAGCACUUAAAAUAAAAGAAAAAGCUCUGCCUCCGAAUCAUCCCAAUUUGGCUAAUUCCUACAACAAUAUCGGUCAAGUGUAUAACAACAUGGGUGACUACUCGAAAGCACUUGAAUUUUACGAAAAAGGACAUCAAAUAAAUGAAAAAUCUCUGCCUCCGAAUCAUCCCAAUUUGGCUGGUUCCUACAACAACAUCGGUCAAGUGUAUAACAACAUGGGUGACUACUCGAAAGCACUUGAAUUUUACGAAAAAGCACUUAAAAUAAAAGAAAAAGCUCUGCCUCCGAAUCAUCCCUCAUUGGCUACUUCCUACAACAACAUCGGUCAAGUGUAUGAUAACAUGGGUGACUACUCGAAAGCACUUGAAUUUUACGAAAAAUCACAUCAAAUUCUCGAAAAAGCUCUGCCUCCGAAUCAUCCUCAUUUGGCUGUUUCAAAGCAUGAUAUUGGCCUUACAUAUGAAGACAUGGGAGAAUACUCGAAGGCCAGUCAGUUUUAUCAACGUGCUGUUGAUAUCGCACAAAUUUCAUUACCCUCAAAUCAUCCACACUUACAAUUGUAUAGACAACGCCUUCAGAACGUAAAAAAGAAAAUGUAA
Messenger RNA from Rotaria sordida, 762 nucleotides. NCBI's taxonomy places the organism in Eukaryota, Metazoa, Rotifera, Eurotatoria, Philodinida, Philodinidae. The record is from the annotation of a GenBank genome assembly.